Messenger RNA from Spirodela intermedia, 6097 nucleotides. The record is from the annotation of a GenBank genome assembly. NCBI's taxonomy places the organism in Eukaryota, Viridiplantae, Streptophyta, Magnoliopsida, Alismatales, Araceae.
AUGACUUACGGUGGGUUCUCCCUGCUCUCCUCCGCUGUCUGCGUGCUACUCCUUUGCCAGGGUUCUCUCGGCCAGCUGCCCUUCGGACAGGGGAGACAACCCCGCCAGCAGGCAGAGAGGAGGAAGUGGCGGCUCGAGAGGCUAGAGGCAGUAGAGCCGUCGAGGAGGGUCUAGGCCGAGGCGGGCAUGACCGAGUACUAGGACCAGAACGAGGAGCAGUUCCAUUUGGCCGGCGUAGCUCCCUACCGUGUUGGCUUUGCAACCCAGGAAUAACCUCAAGUACUUCAAAAUCAGAAAGGAAAAAACAAAUCGGAAGUAGAAUCAAGAAUGCUCAAUUAAAUUCAACAACUGAAAAGUGCAGCACAUUUCAUCGAACACACAGUCUCUUAUUUACAUACCCAAUAGGAAGAGGAGAGAGGGUGAGUCUAAUGGCCGCUGGAUGAGCUGACACCGUGUCUCACAUGGCCACUUAUCUACCGUUAUAAGUCUCAGUGAUGUGCGGCCCAGAUUAACCCUACAAAAGAAAAUAACGACCUGGAGAUAAGAAAAAUUCUCAAAUCGCUGCUGCCGGAGAGUUCGUCGGACAUGGUGAAUUUUCACAAAGCUAGAGCAAUUUCUUUAAUCUCUUCCUUAUUCUUGUUCCUCCGUGCAAAGACUUUGAACUCCAAGGCACCGUCACAUCUCUUGAAAUUUUUGUCUUCCAAGAGCUUUAGUGAGAAUAUCGGCCAGCUGAUCCUCUGUAUUGAUGUAGAGAAUUUCGAUCUUCUUAUCUUCAAAACACUAACGAAUGAAAUAGUAUCGAGUGUCAAUGUGCUUCUUUCGAUUAUGAUAGACUGGAUUCUUGCUCAAUGUAAUGGCCGAUUGAUUAUCCACCAUCACUUUGACUGUCUUCGUCUUCUCUUCUUUCAUUUUGCUGACCAAGUGGUUCAUUCACAUACCUUGGUAAGUUGUCGCCGUGACUGCAAUAUACUCAGCUUCACACGAGGAUAAGGCAACAAUGUUUUACUUAUGUGAUGACCAACUGAUGGUCAUCCUUGUAAGAAAAUAAAUAUGACCAGAGGUGUUAUUCUGAUCAUUUGUGACUCUUGUAAAAUUGUUAUCACUGAACCCAAUUAGUUCAAAAUUUAAACCACCUUUCAUAUAGACGAGCCCAUAGUCGAUUGUAUCUUUCACAUAUCUCAGAAUUUACUUGACCCCACUAAGAUGAUCUGAAGUGGGAUUCACCGUGAAUUUACUUAAAACUCCACUGAGUAAAGCAAAUCUGGUCUUGUGUGUGUCAAGUAUCUCAGACUUCCAAUGAGGCUUCUGAAUUUCGCGGAAUUCACCCUUGUGCCUACUUUCUUUUGGGUGAAUUUUCCUCGAGCUUUAAGCAGUGUGAAAAUAAUAUUAAUGUCUCCCAUCUUUGCAUGCUUUAAAAUCUUUAAAGCAUAAGUUUUCUGAGAUAAGAAAAUAAAGUCUUCAUCUUGUUUGACCUCGAGUCUCAGAUAAGAGCUCAAUGAUCCAGGAUUAGUCAUUUCAAAUUUCUUUUUUCAUCCUUGACUUGAAAUCUUCAAUACAUUUGGGACUAGACCCUAUAAUGAUUAAGUCGUCAACAUAAACUCUGACAAUUAGGACUUCAUUACCUGAUCUCUUGAGAUAAAGAGCUUGUUCAUGAUUGCUCUAGUCAAAUUCAAGAGAGACCAGACACUCAUAGAGCUUGAAGUACCAAGCUCUUGGAGCUUACUUUAAGCCAUACAAAGUCUUCUUCAAUUAUAGGACAGAGCCUGCUCUACCCUCCAUAAUGAACCCAUUCGGCUGCUUCACAUAAAUCACCUCUUCAAUCUCUUCAUUCAAGAAGGCGGACUUGACAUCAAAAUGAUGAAUUACCAUCCUUUUAGAGACGCUAAAGUAAUUAGAGCACUUAUAGAUUCAAAAUGAAACAUUGGGGCAAAUAAUUCUUCAUAAUCAAUCUCUUGCCUCUAUGACCUUUCACAACAAGUCGAGCCUUGUGUCUAAUGCUCUCUCCUUGUGAAUUUUGCUUCACUUUGAAUAUCCACUUUAGCCCAAUUGACUUGUAAAUUGGUUGGAGGUGGCACAAGCUCCUAUGUUUGACUUUGGUCAAUGGCCAACAUCUCUUCUUUCAUGGCUUUCCUCCACGCUUCUUCACGAGAAACUUUAAUAUAAGAGUAUGGUUCUUCACUAAUGAACAUGCAAGCUUGAUCAUCAAGUGAAGUUGAGAUCAUGUCUAAGUACAAUUCAGCCAUGGACUUGUACUUGUAGUUGACUUUCUUUAGAGUCACUAUGAGGGGCUGAAUUCACUUCUCGAGGAGUAGAGACCUCUACAUCUUCAAUGUCAGCAUCAGUGUCUUCUUUCAUACCUUAAUCAGACAGAAAAUUAGGUAAGAAGGUAUAAGAAGGAGAUAUUUCACCUUGCUUUGUCCAAUCCCACUUGUCAUUUUCUUUGAAAAGGACAUCUUGAUUGAUGUUGACCUUGUUAGUUACUAGGUCAUAGCAUCUGUAGGCCUUGGAUCCAAUCUCAUAGCCAAUGAAGACCAUGGGUUAACUUCAAUCUUUCAACUUGCUUAGAGGUCCUCUAGUACAUUUCACAUAGACAAUUGAACCAAAAACUCACAAGUAGUCAAUGUGGGGCUUUCUUCUAGUCCACAUCUCAUAGGGAGUUUGACCCUACAAACUUUUAGUAAAAGACCGAUUAGUGAUCUAAAUAGUAGUACUUACUACUUCUCCCCACAGCUCUCAAGAGAGCUCCUUAGUCUUCAACAUGGCUUGGACCAUGGACAUCAUAGUGCGAUUCUUCCUCUCCACCACCCCGUUUUGUUGAGAUGAGUAAGGUGCAGUCAAUUGUGUUUUAAUGUUCUGCGAAACACUAUAAUUAACAAAUUCAUCAGACAUAGAUUCUUCUCCUCUGUCUGAUUUGAAAUUCUUGAUCUUCAUUCUCUUUUCUAUCUCUAAUAGAGUCUUGAAUCGCUGAAAGGCCUCAAAUACAUCUAAUUUUUAUUUCAACAUAAGUUGGAUGGGAUAAUUGGCCCACAGAUGUCAACAAAGAUGAGUUCCAAAGGCUCAUAUGCUCAAAAUGAAGAGGCCUGAGAAAAUGGUGUUCGGUGUUGUUUUCCAGCAACACAAUUACGGCAGAGAUGAUUAGGUAUACUGAUAUGUGGAAGUCCAUCCACGAGAUGCUUGCUGGACAUCUCCUUCAAGGAAUGAAAAUUAAUAUGCCCAAAUUGAGAGUGCCACAGCCAAUUCUUAGAAAUGUCACUAAUAUGAUGUAAACACUGAUCCACCAUAGUCAACUUCAAUAAAUAAAAUCUUCCCUCGGAUUUGUGCACCUCAGCAAAGAGACAAUUAUUUUGGUUAAAAAUGGUCAACUUACUCCCUUGCAUCAUCAUGCAACAGCCUUCUUCAUCCAAUCAGCCGAGACUGAGCAUGUUGGCCACUAAUUGAGGUACAAAUAGCACGUUGGGAAGUCAAAGAAGUCCACCAUCUUUUUGAUUAAUGAGAAGAUCACCGGGUCCCUGAAUUUAAACCCUUGAAUUAUCUCCAAAAUUAACAAAUCUAGAUAUAGUGUCAUCUAGAUCUUCAAAGAAAUUUUGACAAUUGGACAUAUGGUUCAUCGCUCCAAUAUCAAGAUACCAGAGAUUGGGAUCAGAGAGCUCACCCUCAAACCCUUGUAGUAGCAAACCGUCGUGUUCCUCCACAACGGCCAUUAGAAAGAGGAGAUUUUGCAGCUGGACCAGAAGAAUCAGCCACAUAUGCUUGUUCCUCCUUCCCUUUCUUUGCGCUUCAACACUCGUAAGCAAAAUACCCAUAUUUUUUGCAAUUGUAGCACUAAAUUUGUAAUUUGUCGCAAUGUGUCUUUGCAUCUUCAGGAGGUGGUUGACGACGUCUGCCUCUUCCCCUACUACAGCCGCGAUGUCUGCCUCGUCUGCGAGAUGAGGGCUCCUUCUCACUCAGAAUUGGGCUUUGCUCAGCACGUGGGCUAGCAAUAUCUGCUCCUCCUCCCAUGACUCAUAGUCGUUGAGCCACAGCUCAUGGACACUCAAAGAGCCAAUGACUUCGUCCAACAUCAUCUUUGUAAGAUCACCGUAUUACUCCUAGGAUAAGGUGAGUGCGUCAAACUUUGAUAGCGUCGCCCUCAAGAAACGGCACACAACAUCUUUCUUCCCCAAUGUCUCGCCUAAAUUGUGAAGCUCGGAAACAAUCUUCGUGAAUUUUAUUGUGAAAUCCACCACUGAUUCAUCUUUCUGCAUUAUGAGAAUUUCAAGAAAUGAUAGCAUCUCCUCUGGGACUAUUCUGAAGAUUGUCGAAAAGGCAAGACGAUCCUUCUUCUUAGGGACAUUAUCUCCUUCGAUUGCCUGCAACAAAUCAUGUGAGUCCAAGAAUACCUCCAUCCGCAUCGUCGAGACAGAAAGUGCUGGCAACGUAAUCUCCGCUCCACGCUUGCUGAAGGUACUCGCGUCAUCUCCAAGAAUACUUAAUUAAAUUCAACAACUGAAAAGUGCGGUACAUUUCAUCAAACACAGUCUCUUAUUUACAGAGACCCAAUAGGAAGAGGAGAGAGGGUGAGUCUAACGACCGUUGGAUGAGCUGACACUGUGUCUCAUGUGGCCACUUAUCUGCCGUUAUAACUCCCGGUGAUGUCCGCCCCAGAUUAACUUUACAAAAGAAAAUAACGACCUGUAGGAAAAAUCCCCAAAUGGCUGCUGCUGGCGAAUUUCCGCAGAGCUGGAGCAAUUCCUUCAAUUCGCCGGACACCACCAUCGAGCCCAUGGGACUUGUCCUGCCCUACUACUCCAACGCCCCUCGCCUCGUUUACGUCAUCCAAGGCUACUUUCCCUAGUUCACCUUUUAACUUCAUUCUCAUCAAUGCCUCUGGAAAUCCUCCCUAAACGAAAGCUUCUUCAUCCGCGCAGGACGUGGAAUCGGUGGUUUAGUGUACCCAGGUUGCCCCUUUCAACCGUCCCAGUCUCGUGAACAAGGUCGGGAACAGGAAUCCCGUGACCGGCACCAGAAGAUUCAGCGCUUCCGUGAGGGAGAUGUCAUCGCCAUUCCAGCCGCGUAGCAUCAUGGAGCUACAACGACGGGGACUCGCCCAUCGUCGCGGUCACCGUUGCCGACACUCGUAACUUUGCAAACCAGCUCGACCAAAGGCUGCGAGUAAGUUUUUCGUCAAUGAAAUCGUAAUCUACUCAAGCUUCAGACUCGUGCUUGUAAGGAAAUAAUGAGAUCCGUUGUUUUUUCGUGUGGUUUCCUUGUAGAGGUUCGAGCAGGCCGGGAGCCAGCAACGGCGAGAAUCGUACGAGGGCGAGAGUGCAGUAGGGGAGGCCUCCUCCGCAGGUAACGUCUUCCGUGGACUCGACGAAGAGGUCAUUGCCGAGGCAUUCGGCAUCAACAGAGAGACUGCCAGUAAGCUUCAAGGCCUCGAUGACCGAAGGGGGAAUAUAGUACGAGUUGAGGGGGGGCUCCGGCUCGUGAGUCCUGAGAGAGGCUACGAGCAGCAGGAAGAAGAAGAGGAAGAAAAAGAAGAAAGGAGGGACACAAACGGGCUCGAGGAGGCCCUCUGCAACAUCAAACACAGAGAGAACAUCCGCAAACCGGCCAGCGCCGACGUGUACAGCGAACAGGCCGGAAGGAUCACCAGCCUCAACAGCCAGAAACUCUCCAUCCUAAGGUUCCUUCGGCUGAGCUUGGAAGGUUGAUUCCUCAAGCAGAACUCCCACUACGCGCUCCACUGGAACAUCAACGCCCACAGCAUUCUCUACGUUACCAGGGGUCGCGCCCGCAUGCAGAUCUCCGAGAACCAGGGCAGGAAGAGUUUCGACAGCGAGGUGCGGCGGGCCAGAUCGUGGUCAUCCCGCAGAACUUCGUAGUGACGGCGCAGGCUGGGAACGAGGGGUUCGAGUGGGUGUCCUUCAAGACCGAGGAUAACGCCCUGGUCAGUCCGCUGGUGGGGAAGGCGUCCGUCUUCCGCGGCAUCCCGGCCAACGUGAUCGCCAGCUCCUGCCGUGUGUCGAACGAGGAGACGAAGAGGAUCAAGUACGGCAGAGGAGAGGAGUUCCUCGUCUUCCGUCCCCGGGCGCAAACUGGUCGGAGUACCGCCUGA